Salmo salar (Atlantic salmon) is the source of this 3144-nucleotide messenger RNA. It is a transcript of the gene klf15, whose product is annotated as Krueppel-like factor 15. The record is from RefSeq and is a predicted model, not a curated record. NCBI's taxonomy places the organism in Eukaryota, Metazoa, Chordata, Actinopteri, Salmoniformes, Salmonidae. Gene Ontology annotation, biological process: regulation of transcription by RNA polymerase II. Gene Ontology annotation, molecular function: RNA polymerase II cis-regulatory region sequence-specific DNA binding; DNA-binding transcription factor activity, RNA polymerase II-specific.
CUAAGAGCAGAGCAGACGAGCCUUCAUAAACCAACUUCCAACCCCUUAUUUUACUUAUAAGCUACACAGCACCAAUCAUGUAACGCUGUACUACUACCCCAGUAGAUCGUAGCUCCAGCUCUACCGCUCGGCAUUGCGAUGAGAAGCUCCUCUCAAGGGGUUAUCCACAACCCUAUUGACUAUUGACGUCAUCUCGCCACCGGAGAAGUGAUCUCUUACCAAGACUUGGUGAAAGGACAAAAAUUCUCUCGAUACAUAAAGGGAGAAGAGGAGAAACUGAAUCAUACACUUAUAAGUAGCAUAAACCAGAGGGGAGCUAGCAGAGCUGUGACUGGCUCAGGUCAGGAAUGGUGGAUCACUUGCCGAUAGGCGAGGAGACCUUCAUGUAUUACGCCAACUCUCCGGCAGACCAUCACGCAUCGGACAUGGUGACAGAUACGGGUGUCUACCAGGCGCUGUCCUCCCCGUUCUCCGAGGACGACCUGAGUGACUCGUCCAGCGCUCGCUCCUGCUCCAGCCCUGAGUCCCAGGUGCUGGGUUCCAGCUACGGCAGCAGCAGCAGCGGAGAGAGCCAGGACGGUCUCCUGGACUUCCUGCUCUCCCAGGCCACACUGAGACGUGGAGUCACUCCCUCUCUAUCCCCCUCAGUACCACCCAUCCUCCCCAUGGGUCUAGCAUGGGAGUCAAAAAGGGACCGCCUGUCUCCGCCAACCAAAGAGGAGUGCUUUGAGUUCCCUGAGUUCCCAGCGGACCUGGAUGAUCACAUAGGGCUGUUGUUUCAGCCCACCCUGGAGGAGAUAGAGGAGUUCCUGGAGGAGAAUAUGGAGGUGGUGGCAUUGAAGAAUGAGGCUUGCGAGGGUGGGAUGUUGGAUGUAAACAGUCAGGUGACAGGGUCAGUGUCUGGGCUAGCGCACUCAGACCAAACAGUACCUGUUGCCGUUGCUACUGACCUCACCACAGAGACCAAACACACACCAACAUCCCCGAUAACAGACUCCAACAUUUGUAGUGGGAUUAAACAGGAAGACAGUGCUGGGACACCAGCAUCAGUAGAGGGGUCCGGUGUGCCGCCUGUCAUCCUGCAGAUUCAACCAAUCCAGAUUAAGCAAGAGCCAAUCCCAGGUGCGAUACCAACACCAGUAUCACAGCAGACCACCCAGCCCACCUCAGACAUCAAAGUCGCCCAGCUCCUGGUCAACAUCCAGGGGCAGACUUUUGCCCUGGUGCCCCAGCUGAUGUCUCCAGCUAAUCUCCAUGGCACAUCUUCCAAAUUUGUACGCAUCGCACCCGUACCCAUAGCCGCCAAGCCCCUGGGUCCCGGGGAGGGUGGGCUUGCAGGUGGCCAGGCUGCAGGGAUCCUGGUGGGAGGACAGAAGUUCCAGAAGAGCUCGGUAGCGGACCUUAUAAAAAUGCAUAAGUGCACUUUCCCUGGAUGUGCCAAGAUGUACACUAAGAGCAGCCACCUGAAGGCCCACCUGAGGAGGCACACGGGGGAGAAGCCCUUCGCCUGCACCUGGCCUGGCUGUGGAUGGAGAGUUUGAGAUUAGAUUAAGGCCUUUGAAGUGCGGGCAGACUUUGUUCCCUCUACAGUAGCUGUCUCUCUGUUUGCUCGCUAUCUGCACACUGUUGCACACUUGCAGAAAUCAAGAUCUAAAAGUUUUGGUAGCAAGCAGCACUUUGACUGGCAUACUAAUUAGAUUAUAAUCCAUAACCUAAAAGUGGCCAAAGGAGUUUUAAGCAUGUUUCUUUGUUUCUACUCACUCAGCAAGCAUAAGGUGUGCAUUUGUCCCAUAUUAUUCACAGUUUAGUGUUUUUGGUCAUGAAUCUUGUUCUGGAGGCAGCUCUGCAGAGUGGUCACGAGCUGGCACAGCCACAAAGUUAUCAAAUCGGAUUUGAAACCAAACCUUAAACCUAACCGUAACCACACUGAUAACCCUAAUGCCUAACCUUAAAUUAAGACCAAAACACACAUUUUUGUUUUCAUGAAUUUUUACAAUAUAGCCAAUUUUUGACUUUGCAGCUGGCCUAACUAAGAGGAAAUCACUCAGGACAAGACUCAUGACAGUAAACGUCAACCUGCAUAUCAUUCAUUCACCAGCCAGAUAUGUAAUCCAACAUCCAGUUAAUUCUUCAACAACCAAAGUUCAACCUAUUGUAUGGACCAUGGAUUUAAGACCAAAGGGCAGCAAGUUCAUCUAACUUCUUCACCCGACACAGUUGCACAACUAAACACUAAACAUAGAAUAGCUGGUUCUCCAGUCUGAUAAGAUUGGCAGUGCUCAGCAGUCUGCCCUGGGACAGGACUGCCCUGGGCCUGUUGUAUCCACCCACCUCCCUCAGGGCACAGUGUGGCCUUCAGAGGCUGCUCUCUGUCUGAGGGAACCCUCCUCCUUCCGUCGUCCUGGUCAGGAAAUAGAAGUGAGCUUGGGAAAUAUGCACCUCCAGCCAUCUGCGUUUUGAGUGGCUUGUGUUGUAAUGAAAGAAAGUGUUUUUGACAUUCCUCUGAUUCUCUUCAUGUCCAUAAAACCAAAUGACACAUGUACUAUAAAGCUGUGGAUCCUUUUGUGUUUUAUCACACACACAAUGUAUACUGUACGUGCAUGCAGGCCAGCAUAGAUAGGCACAAACACAUUUAAGCUGUUGUACUCACACUUUCACGUCGGUACAGAGUUGCAGGGGAACAUUGGUAUGGGGUUACUAGUGGACAGUAUGUUUGAACCCAAACCGUUUAUUGUGAAAACACCAUGACGCUCUGAAAAAAGGGUUUGUCUUGUUUUUGUACCCGGUUCAACUUACAGUAAAAAGUAAAAAAAAAAAAAAAAAAGAAGAUAUGAUUAUAUUGUUCCUUAGUGUCCAUUCUUCAAAUUUUGAACAAAAGUGCUUUGUGGUUGCUGCGUGCGGGAUUCUGUAAUUGUAGCUUAAUGAAGGUCCCAAGAGAUGGAUAGUUGUGUGCAAUUGGAACUUCUUAUGUAGUUAGCUGAAGUUGUUAUCGUUUAGCAAAAUUGAGGAGCCUUCAUACUCAUGCACUAAGUUACAGUAACCCUGUCCCUCCCUGUGGACUUACAUGAGUUACAGUAACCCUGUCCCUCCCUGUGGACUUACAUGAGUCACUGUAACAAAUCAAAUCAAAUUUUAUUUGUCACA